Molecule: messenger RNA, 2586 nt
Organism: Penicillium atrosanguineum
Lineage: Eukaryota; Fungi; Ascomycota; Eurotiomycetes; Eurotiales; Aspergillaceae
Gene: niaD
Product: nitrate reductase NiaD
Exons: 6
Coding region: 1-2586 (861 amino acids)
Biological process (GO): nitric oxide biosynthetic process; nitrate assimilation
Molecular function (GO): heme binding; nitrate reductase (NADPH) activity; molybdenum ion binding
Source: RefSeq, a predicted model, not a curated record
AUGGCGACCAUUAUUGAGACUGCAGUGGAAAUAAACAAAUCUCCUCCAAAGGAGGAUAUCAAGUGGCAUAAUCUUCCAACACCAGAAGAACCAAAUGUGCCUCUUCCACCUCCGUCAGUCAACCCAACGGCAAUCUUGGAUGUCGACAAGGGUACGCCCGAUAGUCAUGUUGCUCGGGAUCCUCGACUUAUCCGCUUGACGGGUGUACAUCCAUUUAAUACCGAGCCGCCACUUACGGCUCUUUACAAAGAAGGAUUUCUCACAUCACCCGAGCUGUUUUAUGUCCGGAAUCACGGUCCCGUACCUCAAGUCCUUGAUGAGGAUAUUCCGAAUUGGGAAAUCAGCAUUGAAGGAUUAGUUGAAAACCCAAUAGUCCUAAACUUCAGAGAAAUCCUACAAAACUACGAUCAUAUCACAGCCCCAAUCACCCUCGUCUGCGCAGGCAACAGAAGAAAAGAACAAAACACAGUCCGCAAAUCAAAAGGGUUUUCAUGGGGUGCAGCCGGGCUCUCAACCGCGCUAUUCACAGGACCCAUGCUGGCAGACAUUCUGCGCACCGCGAAGCCCAUGCGGCGGGCAAAGUACGUGUGUAUGGAAGGAGCCGAUAAAUUGCCGAACGGUCAUUAUGGCACGUCAGUCAAAUUGAACUGGGCAAUGGAUUUCAACAAAGGAAUCAUGUUAGCGCACAAAAUGAACGGCGAGUCGUUGCGAGCGGAUCACGGCCGUCCUUUGCGGGUUGUUGUUCCCGGUCAGAUUGGGGGACGGAGUGUCAAGUGGCUAAAGAGGUUGAUAUUGACUGACCAACCGAGUGAUAAUUGGUAUCAUAUUAAUGAUAACCGGGUGCUGCCAACCAUGGUGUCCCCCGAGAUAUCGGCACAGGAUAAGAACUGGUGGACUGAUGAGCGGUAUGCGAUUUAUGACCUUAAUGUUAAUUCGGUGGCGGUUUAUCCGCAACAUGAAGAGGCGUUGGAUCUUGCCGCGGCUGGGCCAAUGUACACUGCCAAGGGUUAUGCAUACGCAGGAGGCGGUCGGAGAAUUACGAGGGUGGAGGUGUCUUUGGAUAAAGGGAAGACUUGGCGACUCGCCGAUAUUGAAUACGCAGAAGACAAAUACCGCGAGUGGGAAGGUGAUCUAUUUGGAGGCAAGGUUGACAUGUGGCAGCGAGAAAACUGUUUCUGUUGGUCUUUCUGGUCUCUGGAUGUCCCAGUGUCGGAUCUCGAAGACAGCGGAGCAAUGUUAGUCAGAGCCAUGGAUGAAGCCUUGACUGCCCAGCCACGAGAUAUGUACUGGUCUGUCUUGGGAAUGAUGAACAACCCGUGGUUUCGAAUCACGAUCUCAAAGGAAGGGGGAUCCCUGAAAUUUGAACACCCAACUCAUCCUGCGAAGGCCGGGGGAUGGAUGGAGAAUGUCAAAACGGCAGGCGGCGAUUUAACCAACGGUAACUGGGGCGAACGGAUCGAGGGGGAAGUUUCCGUCGAACCAGAGCCUGUGAAGGAGAUUAAUAUGAAGAAAGAAGGAGCCAGCCGAGUUAUUGACUUGCUAGAGCUAAAGUCAAAUAGCAGUGCUGAGACGCCUUGGUUUGUGGUCAACGGGGAAGUGUAUGAUGGCACAGCCUUCCUGGAAGGCCACCCCGGAGGAGCAAUCAGUAUCACUGCCUCUGCUGGUCUGGAUGUGUCGGAGGAUUUCCUUGCCAUUCACAGCGAGACGGCUAAGAUGAUGAUGCCUGACUACCAUGUCGGCACUUUGGACAAGACGUCCCUCGAGGCACUGAAAAACAAACCCUCUCCAGUAUCCGACGAACCCCGCCCGGUCUUCCUUCAGUCUCGAGCCUGGUCUAAGGCCAAGCUGAUAGAAGUGAAGAAUGAGUCUUGGGAUACGCGAAUAUUCGUCUUUGACCUGGAACACGGGAAACAAACCUUGGGUCUGCCGAUCGGCCAGCAUUUAAUGAUCAAGGUCCCAGAUCCCGUCACUAAAGAGGCCAUCAUCAGAUCAUACACUCCGAUCUCUGAGACAAGCCUAGUAGGGAAGAUGGAGCUGCUGGUGAAAAUAUACUUCCCAUCUGGUACGAUACCAGGCGGCAAGAUGACCAUGGCCCUGAACAAGCUUCCUCUGGGAGCAGAAAUAGACUGCAAGGGGCCAACAGGGCGUUUCGAGUAUCUUGGAAACGGCCGAGUACUCAUCGGCGGCAAAGAGCGCAAGGUCCGCUCCUUCAAGAUGAUCUGCGGAGGGACUGGUAUCACGCCGAUAUUCCAGGUCUUACGUGCUGUGAUGCAGGACCCUCAGGAUCCUACCACCUGUGUUGUGCUCGACGGCAACAGGUUGGAGGAGGACAUCCUAUGUCAGGCUGAGCUCAAUACCUAUGCUGCGGCGGACAGCCGGAAGUGUACUCUAGUGCAUACCCUGACAAAGGGCUCGGAAGAUUGGAAGGGCCGGCGAGGCCGUAUCUCCGAGGAACUGCUUUUAGAAUAUGCGCCUCCCGGGGAGGAAAGCAUGGCGAUUCUUUGUGGACCUGAGGCGAUGGAGAUAUCAGCUCAGAAAAUUCUCCUUGACCAAGGUUGGAAGGAGUCGGAUCUUCAUUUCUUCUAG